This is a messenger RNA of [Candida] anglica, 1197 nucleotides long. Lineage: Eukaryota; Fungi; Ascomycota; Pichiomycetes; Serinales; Debaryomycetaceae. The record is from the annotation of a GenBank genome assembly.
AUGUCUGUAGACGUUGCCAUGAUGAAAGCGGGACACCCUAACAAGUGUGUCCCUGAAACCUCCUAUGAAUCUGAAGUUGCUCCUAAACUUGAAGAAAUUUAUUCCUCCCUUGGGAUUUCGGCCGAUGCCCUUGCACAGGCAUCUUUCGACCCAGAAAAGCAUCUUCGUUACUACAAUGAUGAAAUGGAAAAGCACCGAUACCAUAACACUCGUACCUUGACUAUGGAAGAAUUAGGACUCACCAAUAAAAAGCAAAUUUCCUCUAUUGGUGUAUCUGACCCUUUCCCAUUAUUUACUGAUGAAGCAAUUGCCAUCAUGAAGGCUGAAAUCUUACAAAAGGAUAUCUUUAUGAAAUAUGCUCGUAGAAACCAUUCAUCUACUUCUGGUAUGGAUUGUAUCAUCAGAGGUUACGUCAAGACUGGUGAAGAAAUCCAUACCCCAUUUGUCCAUCUGGCAUGGACCCAUCCUAAAACAUUGGAAUUAAUUAGUCACAUUGCCGGGGUCGAACUCGAGGUCGUUAUGGAUUACGAGAUUGCCCAUGUUAAUAUGGCUAUGGAAGAUAAGUCUGCCGUUGAUGGUGAUAAGUCUAUCAGAGAAGCACAGGCUCGUGCUCGUCAAGGAUUAUCUGAUGGGUCAGAUAUUCCUGCAAUCGUUGGCUGGCACAACGAUUCUUACCCAUUUGUGUGUGUUUUAAUGUUGUCUGACACGACAGACAUGAUUGGAGGCGAGACCUCUUUACGUAUGGGCGGUGCAGAUGAUGGUACACCCAAGAAGGUGUGUAGUGUUCCAGGACCUCAAUUAGGAUUUGCAUCUGUACUUCAAGGUAGACUUAUCGAACAUAUUGCACCAAAACCAGUCGGUGUCACUGAAAGAAUCACAAUGGUGACUUCUUACCGUGCCAAGGAUCCUCUCAAACAUGAAGGAUCAGUGUUGGCCACCGUUAAGCCUGAAAUCAAUUCUGGUACCAGAUACAAUGACUUCUACCCUGAAUGGAUCAAUUAUAGAUUAGACAUCCUUGAAAAGAGAUUUGCUCAUUUGAGAGCCACCAUGUCAGACUCAGAUGGUAACUUCAACAAAGAGCUGAGUAUGGACUACCUCAAGCAACUUGAUUCGUAUUUGAAGGAUACUUAUGAAUAUAUGGAGGUGUCUGACCGUGACAUCAAGAAAUUGAAGAAGAUUCAAGGGAUUGUUGAAUAG